AACAGCAUAAACUUUUUAAAAUUAAGUAUUUUUACCUUUAUUAAAAAUGCAGGUCUUGGUAAAAAAAAAACUGUCCAACAUAACUGAAAGAAACUGGCUUGUAAACUGUUAAUAAGAAUGGCAUUUUGAAGAAAUACAACAUUGAGUCAAUUAUGUUUACUAGAUCAGUUAUAGGAAAAGCAACAACCUGAAAUGGAAAAAUAGCCUGCAAUGCACCGGGUUACGUCAAAAUAAAAUUGAUGGCAUAACAUAAGACGGCGUCAGUUUCUUUUUUUUAUACUUCCAUACAUAUUCCUGAGACAUAUAGCCUAACAAAAAUUACAUGCAUUUAAAAACAAAAUCCUGAAUUAGUGAUGUACAUUUUCUACACUGUAACAAUGUUUAUACAGUCGGAUUCACGUUUGUCUGCUCUCCGUGCAAUGAUGCCAACAUUUCCGACAUCCCGGGAACGCAGCACAGUUUUACAAGGCUGAAUGCCUGAAAGUCAUUUGUUUUCCGUGAGUCGGACUGACUGGAUUGGACGACCGGGGGUUCCGCCCACAAACACACAAGGUGGAGUUGAAAAGAAAAAACAUGCUGGUCUAAAUUGAAGCUGUCAAAGAGCCUCUUACAAUUUGCUAAAAGAAGAAUCGAGCAAAGUAAAAAGGCAUGGAAGCAGCUUUAUAGACCUUUACAUAGUUCUCUCUGAAUCUGACUUUGAUUGGCCAAAGUGAAAAUUAUUAUCUAGUCUAAAAGUAAAUGUUAUGUUAAUUAUGUUAAGUUAUGAGAGAUGUGCUAAAUGCACCUAAAUUCCAACACAGCUGGUUAAACUUUGGUUGCAUUCAUUUUUCAGUAAAAAAUGUUCGUUGUGCAAAGUUAGGCUGGAGAUCAGACACAUUUGACCGAGCGGAGUUAAAAUAAUCGCCCACGGUUGGCUUCAGAGACAUCGGUGCCACAUCGGAAAAUAUGUGGAUGUCUCGGCGAAGCGAAAUGGUUGGAUGGAGAGAGAGGAGCUGCUGCGCGAUGAGUGGAGGGAGACGGCGAGAGAGAUGGAGGCGGGGGGGAAGGACCAUCUCUGCGGGGACUAGAGCCCAGGACCGACGGCGCAGUGCUGGCUAACGUUCAACCCUCCCCUUCUUCCUCCACAACCAGACCGAAGCUCACGCCGAGAGACAGAUACAAGACGGUGCACCCACAAAUGAAUGGAGUAAUGGAUGCAUCCACCCAAGGCCAAGCGUGGGCACAAGAUGACAUUUUAAAACUGCUAGAGGCCAUGAAAGUGGCCCUGCCUCAGAAAGACCUGACUAAAUACAAAACAUCGGAGUCCCACCUUGACUGGCAGAAGGUGGCCUUUAAUUCUUACACAGCAGAGAUGUGUAAGCAGAAGUGGCAGGAGGUCUCAAAAGAGAUACGUAAAUUUCGAACUCUAACAGAGCUUAUAGUUGAUGCCCAAGACUACAUCAAAAAUCCUUAUAAAGGCAAGAAAAUAAAGAAACACCCAGAUUUCCCCAAGAAGCCCUUGACUCCCUACUUCCGCUUCUUCAUGGAAAAGCGGGCCAAGUAUGCAAAGUUGCACCCAGAAAUGAGCAACCUUGACUUAACUAAAAUCCUCUCAAAGAAGUACAGAGAGCUGCCAGACAAAAAGAAGAAAAAAUAUGUUGAUGACUUCUUGAGAGACAAAGAAUCGUUUGUGCAGAGCAUGGUGAAAUUCAGAGAAGAACACCCAGACCUCAUGGAGAGCAUGGCGAAGAAAGGGUCAAAUGUUCCAGAGAAGCCCAAGACUCCCCAACAGCUGUGGUACAACCACGAAAAGAAGGCCUUCCUCAAGACACACCCAGAUGCAACCACCAAAGAUAUCAAAGACAGUCUUGGCAAACAGUGGACGCAGCUGUCUGACAAGAAGAGACUCAAAUGGAUCACCAAGUCUCUGGAGCAGAGGAAGCUCUAUGAGGGGGCAAUGCGGGAGUACAUUCAGCAGCACCCCGAGUUAAACAUGACCCAAGACGAUAUUGUGAAGUCAACCUUGACAAAGGCAGAGAGGCACCUGAAAGACAAAUCUGAUGGCAGGCCUGACAAACCUCCUCCAAAUGGUUACUCGAUGUUCUGUGCCGAGCUCAUGUCGAACAUGAAGGAUGUACCCAGCACAGAGCGUAUGGUGAUGUGCAGCCAGCGGUGGAAGCUGCUGAAACAGAACGAGAAGGACGCCUACCAGAAACGCUGUGAACAGAGGAAGAAGGAGUAUGAAAUCGAGAUGAACAGAUUCCUCAGUAGUUUGUCGGAGGAGGAGCAACAGCGGGUCUUAUCCGAGGAGAAAAUAGGUUCAAAGAAGGGUGGUGGAGCAAGCAGCCCUGCCUCCAAAAAGAAGAACUCAAAAGCAAAGGCUAACCCAGAGAAACCCAAAAGGCCGAUUUCAGCCAUGUUCAUCUUCUCUGAGGAGAAGCGUCCCAAACUGCAGCAGGAGCGGCCGGACCUUUCUGACAGCGAGCUCACGAGACUCCUUGCUCGCAUGUGGAAUGAGCUGCCAGACAAGAAAAAGGAGAAGUAUAAACGCUUGGAAACAGUUCUGAAGGCAGAGUCAGAAAAGAAGGAGAGGGAGGACCGUAGUCGUCUGCCAGAUCCUCCCAAGACGGCUCAGGACAUCUGGCAGCAGAGUGUCAUAGGAGACUACCUGGCCAGAUUUAAGAAUGACCGGCCAAAGGCACAGAAAGCAAUGGAAGCAACCUGGAGCACCAUGGAGAAAAAAGAGAAAAUAAUGUGGAUCAAAAAGGCAGCAGAGGACCAGAAAAGAUAUGAGAGAGACCUGUGUGAGAUGCGCUCACCAGCUGCUGCCAUCGCCUCAGGGAAGAAAAUGAAGUUUGAGGGUGAACCCAAAAAACCACCAUCAAAUGGUUACCAGAAGUUCUCUCAGGAGAUGCUGUCCAAUGGAGAGCUGAAUCACCUCCCCAUGAAGGAGCGAAUGACUGAGAUCGGCAGCCGCUGGCAGAGGUUACCUCUGAAGGAGAAGGACCGCUACAAGAAGAUCGCGGAGGAGAAGCAGAGACAGUACAAAAUCACACUGGAACAGUGGCUUGCGAGCCUGUCAUCACAAGAGAGAAACACUUACAAAGAAUAUAACUCUCAAAAAAGGAGAGCUACAGCAAAACCAGGAGGCCCCAAAGCAAAGUCCAAGAAAUCUGACACGGAAGAGGAGGAAGAUGAUGACGAUGAGGAUGAAGAUGACGACGAGCAGGAGAAGGCUUCCUCUGAAGCAGACUCAUCCAGUGAGGAUGAGGAUGAUGAUGAAGAUGAUGAUGAGGAUGAUGAUAAGGAUGAUGAUGAUGAUGAUGAAGAUGACGAUGAGGAUGAUGACGACGAUGAGGCGGAAGACAAGGAGAACAAGUCGGAGGACAGCAGCAGCGAGUCAAACUCACAGGGCUCAUCGGACUCUGAUUCAGACUGAAAUGUCGUCAAGACAGACUGAGCAGCGCUGAGCUGAGCCAAGAGACAAGGGAGCUCUGCCACUGUGCCAACCCUGCUCUCCUCCUACCACCAGGGGGAGUCCCACAUUGCCUCAUCACCUUCACACUCAUCCACUUUAUGUUCCUGGAGGGAUUUCACCAUUGAGUCCAAAAUCAGUUUCAUUCCCUCCCUGCCCCGAAAGUGAAACUCAUCUGCCAAUGUUAUGCCAAAAAUAGCAUCCCACUGGUUUGGUGAUGUUGAGAACAAUUCUGCCGUUGGUUUAACUCUGGACUCUCUCAAGGUUAAAGUUUUAAUGUCGGAGGUGGUAUAUAAUCCUUCAGUGUUCAUUUUAUGGUUCUGGUUUUCAUUAAAGACAGAUGACAUGAGAGUAAACAGGCUUCAAAGAGCCAAAGAACACAGUAACUGUGGACCGCUUUAGGAAUGGGGGGGAUGUGGCAUGGGGGCUCGUGCAGGGUACUGAAAAAUUGCACUCUUCAGAAUGUUUCCAUUAUUUUUGUUUUAUUUUUCAGAACAUUGUUGAAUUGUUCCCUAUUACUCUCAAUUGAUGGUGUAGAUUUUAUCAUUUUGUUCUUAAAGAGUUUUUUUCCUUUUUCUGGAAAAGAAAUCAAGCCAUUAUUGAAUGUUUCUUUUUUUGUUGUUGUUGCUGGAAAACUUCUGAAUUUGUUACGUUCCCAUAUUCUCAUUCAGAAUACAACAGUGCCUACAUAAAGUAUUCACCCACUCUUGGACUUUCUCUUUUUAAUUACAUUGAUUUAUAUCAUUGAAUCACAGUGGAUGGUUGGAGACUUUCAUAUCUAGAAAGAGGAAACGGUUCCUUGAAGAUAAAACUUAACUUUUUUAUCUCCUGUUUAAACAGACUCAGAGUAUGACAAUUCUCUUCUUAUUUCACAUUAAAAACAAAUCUUGACAGGUGGAUCUGAAGUGCAACUUAAAACAGUCUUUUACAAAAAUUUUACUCUCUUACAUAUUUAGCAAAGCACCCUUUUUUACUGUGGAUCUGCAUCAGCUUUCCACACUGAUGCUGCUUUUUCUCACUAUUUUCCUUUGCAAAUAAAAGUGCAAAUAUACUUAGUCUGCUAGAUCGGGUUCAGUGCCAUUCACAGCUGUGCCAUAGACUUUAGUCUUAAUUUCAUACUUUUUAUUAAUUGACAUUAUUGGCUACUCUUUGCAUUUUCUAAUAUUUAUUCUUUCUUUCCCUUGAGCUCACAGUAAUGAAAAAGACUACUCCAUCAGCCAGUACCCAUUCUGAGCUCUGAUGUGAUUUAAUUCCACCUCUUUCAUAUGUUUACACAAAGGGAGGCUAUAACUGAGUUACAUCCACUCUGCUUCAGUGUUGUAAACCAAUAAAGGUUCAAAUGGUGGUGAAUACUUUUAAUAGGAACUCUGAUUUUCUGUUCAUGUCAUUUUAAGGCAUCGUUUCUCAAACAUAGAAGCCCUUCAGUCUGCAGCAAUUCUUUUUGACUUGAUUUUGGUGUCACAGUAAUAUAAACUGAUUAUUGUGAGACCAAAUCAUGUUGACAUUUAAGGGGUUAACAUUUGAUUUUCCACAUUUCAGCUUGUUUUUAACAAGUACAUCAAACAGUGUGUCUAUUUUCCCCUGCUGUGUCAUUUACAUUUUAUUUGUUUUGUUUUUAAUGGUUCUGCUCUCAUCCAUCUGGAAUCCUUUUACAGAUGUCUGAAUGAACUGAAUGGUUCUCAUCACAAUUAAUUUUUGAAUUUUAAUGGUAUUGACUGUGAUCUCUGUGGGUUGCAGUCUGAUGCUUAUCCCAAAAAAGUGUGCACUUAUAACGUAAAUCUGUCCCUCUGUGUGAGUUUGUGUGCAUGCAUGCACAGAACUGUGUAUAUAUGAGGGUGUGUGUGUUUCUUUGCUUUAAUGUGUGCUGUUUUUACUGUUUUUGUUGUUGCAUACCAUGAUGUGAUUGCAGCGUGCAUGUUCGUGCCUGUGUGGGGACAUCUUACCAACACCAUGAAUGUAGAUAUUUUUUUUCUUCCAAAGGUCUUAAAGUUGUUUUCUUUUUUUCUGUUCUGCGCUGUCAUGUCAUUGGUCACAUUAAACGGUCCAAUGACAAGACUUCAUGACUGUCGUUUUGGGUCCACAGACAGAUGACGACUAUAAAUAAUCUGUUAUUAAUGGACUGAUUUUGACCUUUAGGAAUUUUGUCACUGUCUGAAACAAAACCAGCGUGGACUAUUUAAAUAAUUUGGGUGGGUUACAGAAAGUGAAUGCUGUAGUUAAUCGAUGGGACUUUGUGAAAGGGACUUGGGGAGUUGAAUUUAAAGAAUCGGGGUUAAAAAAAAAACUUGUAAUUUUUCUGUAUAUACAGUUUUUGUAUUGAGUGCUUAUUGUUUUUUUGUUAGUGCUUUAAGUUGGCAAACCCUCAUCUGUGAAUUCUGAAGCCAGAAGUGAGUUUUUUCACUCACAUGGGGAGAGUUUUCGGUUCAAUUCACCUGUUUUAGUUGUUUAUUCUCUCCGUUCUGUUGGAUUUAUAGAGAUAUCUAAGACAGCAAAGCUUUACAAAGUUUGUACUGCUGAUCAUUUGACAAGAUUUGAUGUUUUCUAUAGCUGAGGGUGUUCUUAUGUCCUUGUAGUUCAAGUCUUUGGGCAAAUAAAAAUUGAAUCUUU
This is a messenger RNA of Cheilinus undulatus (humphead wrasse), 6061 nucleotides long. It is a transcript of the gene ubtf, whose product is annotated as upstream binding transcription factor. The record is from RefSeq and is a predicted model, not a curated record. The transcript is spliced from 21 exons. Lineage: Eukaryota; Metazoa; Chordata; Actinopteri; Labriformes; Labridae. Bases 1178 to 3418 code for a protein of 746 amino acids.